This is a messenger RNA of Prunus armeniaca (apricot), 498 nucleotides long. Lineage: Eukaryota; Viridiplantae; Streptophyta; Magnoliopsida; Rosales; Rosaceae. The record is from the annotation of a GenBank genome assembly.
AUGGCAGCAUGUUCAGUAACCGUGCUGGCAGAUGUGCCACCAUCACCACCACCCCUGACCUUGCCAAAGAUCCCGGGCCUAGUGCCACCAGGGAUCCCAAGCCUAUUGCCACCUGGGAUCCCAAGCCUAUUGCCUCCAGGGUUCCCAGGGCUACUGCCACCAGGGAACCCGGGUGACAUAGCAAAGUGUUGGUCAUCACUUCAAAAUGUUCCAGGGUGCGCAUGGGAAAUUUAUACGUCAAUCUCUACUGUGGUUUUCUGCUCUGUAGAAAUUGCAGCACAGACAAUGCUCGUUGAUCAGUUCCAUAUACCUGGUGAGGAGAAACGACUGUUUUUCAAGUUCAUUGCUGAGUUAAAACUCCAGAUGCCGCAUAUAAAUGACACAGCCAUAGGAAAGCAGGACCCGGAAGAAAAUAUAUGGGAAACUGUAGUGCCCUUAAGGAUGCGUAAAGAAGUGCCGCCACAAGAUGCAGGAGCGCAGAAGGUGGUGUUUGGCUAA